Molecule: messenger RNA, 2052 nt
Organism: Paramuricea clavata
Lineage: Eukaryota; Metazoa; Cnidaria; Anthozoa; Malacalcyonacea; Plexauridae
Source: the annotation of a GenBank genome assembly
AUGCCGAAACCCUCGAAAAAGAGGCGAUUUCGUGGCCAAAGAUGGGAUGGUUCUGUACCUGUUUCAAAUUCAAACAACAGCAAUCUUUCAUCUCCAUGUGCGUCUACACCAGCGAUUGAAACAGCUUCAAUGCGAAAGAUUACCAGUCAAAAUACUGAAAGAAGCGAAGAUGUCGAUGGUGCAUACAGCUAUAGACUGAUCGAAUUGUCAAAUUUAGUAAGUGCUUUUCAGCCUUUACACGAAUGUGAAUUUGGAGGAGAGUUGAAAGUUGGUGAUGACGAGGCUCGUAGGUAUGGAAAUAGCUCGGUUAUCAACAUAGAAUGCUCUAAAUGCGAAGUCAAGAUUGAGCUUCAAACGUCUGGAAACAAGAGCCAGGCAUGGAAACCUCAAAAUGCCAUGGACACCAAUAGGCGAAUGGUUUACUCCUCAAUGGAAAUGGGAGUAGGAAGAGAGGGAAUGUCUGUGUUGUGCGACGUUUUCAAUAUGCCUCCUCCUUGUCAUCAUAAAGCUUGGGACAACCAUGUGGCUGCACUGUAUGAGGCACACAAACAAGCUGUUGCAGAACAGUUACAGAAGGCAAGAGAUAAAGUUUUUGCACGCCAUAGUUCUGACGAAACAGAUGUUGCAGAGAUCGCAGUUAGUUAUGAUGGCACAUGGUCGAAACGGGGAUAUACAGCAAAUUUCGGGGUUGGUUUUGUUAUCUCUGUUGAGACCGGUGAGGUACUUGACUUUGAUUUUGAGUCGAAGUUGUGCAAAGAGUGCGAAACUACAAAAAGAGACCUGGGUGAAGAUUCAUGUGAGUUUGACAUCUGGUAUGGUGGUCAUAAAGAUCAGUGCACUCAAACUCACACUGGUUCAAGUGGAUCUAUGGAGUGCUCAAUAGCCAAAAAGAUAUGGGACAGGUCUAAGGACAGAAAUUUACAAUACAAAUUUAUGAUCUGUGAUGGGGAUAGUAAGGCAUAUGGAAGUAUCUGGGAUACCUAUGGCUGCUGUGAUGAUUGCGAGAAAUGGGAGAAGAUGGACAAGCGUUCAGCUGAGUACAAGAAAUGGCGUGAGUCGAAGGCUUAUGAGGUGUGGAAGGAAAGUCAUGAGAGUGGAAAGGCUGAGUGUGCAAGAGUUUCUAAGUUGGAUUGCAUUGGCCACGUCCAAAAAAGAAUGGGAACUCACUUGCGGGAACUGAGGAAAAGUAAACCAAAGUUGGAUGAUGGAAAGUCAGUGAAAGGCAGCAAACACCGACUUACAGAUAAAACCAUGGAUAAGCUGCAAACCUAUUAUGGAAAUGCAAUCAGGGCGAAUGUCAAACCAGGUAAAUUGACUCCUGAAGAACAAAAGGAACAAAUAACAAUAAUGCAAAGAGCUAUUAUGGCAGUUCUCUAUCACACAUGUGAACUCAAUAACAAAGAGCGACACAAAUACUGUCCACCGGGACCAGAUAGCUGGUGCUCAUAUAAAAGGGAUGGUACACUUCAGAGGAAAGAUCAUCAUUUAGAUCCUGUGUUUUUAAAUUUUCUUCUUCCAGAAUUCAAACGCCUCAGUGAGUAUUCUCUUUUGCUUCGUUGUCUUCCUGGGUAUUCACAGAAUGCAAACGAAAGCCUCAACGGCCUUGUUUGGAACCGUGCUCCUAAACACCGGUAUAAAGGUGCUCAUGUUGUGGAAACUGCUGUCAUGUCUGCUAUCCUUUCAUUCAAUGCUGGUGCUGCCUCAAGGCAGGAUGUUAUGAAAGCAGCAAACAUUCCAGGUGGUGCGUUUACCUUAGAAGGGUGUACAGCCAAAGACGAGAAGAGGAUGUCGCACUCGGUCAGAAAGACAAAGACGAAAGAGAAAGAAAGACGAAGGAAAAUAAGGCAAGCCAAGCUUGCAGCAAACCAAGGUGAAACAUCAUAUGCCAGUGGUAUGUUCAAUGAAGUUGACCCUCUAGACUUUGAUGCUUCAUCAUCUGAUGACGAUGAUGAUGAUGACUAUCCGUUAGCGAGACUUUUGGAUUCUAAUGAAUCUGAGGACAGUGAUGAUGCACCAUUGGCUGAAAUCAUUAGUAGAAAUCAACAAAAGUGA